Messenger RNA from Talaromyces proteolyticus, 1385 nucleotides. RefSeq names its product phytanoyl-CoA dioxygenase family protein. NCBI's taxonomy places the organism in Eukaryota, Fungi, Ascomycota, Eurotiomycetes, Eurotiales, Trichocomaceae. The transcript has a single exon. Gene Ontology annotation, molecular function: phytanoyl-CoA dioxygenase activity. The record is from RefSeq and is a predicted model, not a curated record. Bases 82 to 1305 code for a protein of 407 amino acids. Gene Ontology annotation, biological process: fatty acid alpha-oxidation.
GAUGAUUCCAAUCCAUUAAAUUUUUUCGAAAUCCGCUAGCUAAAUAUCCGCCACACUGCAGCAUUUAAAGAAUUGAACACUAUGAACGGCAACUCAAUCUAUCCGGCGAGAAACCGAUCCAAGCGUCUGUUCUCUGAACAAGAUAUCUCACUGGAUGCAUUUAAGAAAUUAUGCUCCCAGGAGACUUCAUCAGAAACCUACCCACUGGCUUCUUCGAUUGAGAAAAAUGUGCCAAUCUAUGACUUGUCAAAAUACGCCCUCAACACUAGUGCCUCGACAAUCUCUGAACUACAGGAUGAAUGGUAUGAAAUUCUCUCGACAGGUCCAGGUGUGCUUAUAUUAAAGGGAAUGUAUGAUGUGUCUAUAUAUGGCGACGUGUUAGACUCCACAACGUCCACAUUCCAGCGCAUCAUUGAUCAUGAGCGUUUAAGUCCGGGGGUCAAGAAAGGCGACCAUUUCGCCAAUAGUGGCGCGAAUGACCGGAUUUGGAAUUCGUUUAGCAAACACGCUCUGGCAGACCCCGAAUCAUUUGUCAAAUACUAUGACAACCCAUGGUUAGCUCAUAUUUGCGAGGCAUGGCUGGGCCCUGCAUAUCGCGUAACAGCCCAAGUCAACAUUGUCAAACCCGGUGGUGCGCCUCAGCAGAGCCAUCGUGACUAUCACCUGGGUUUCCAAAGCGGAGAGAGCUGUAGCCGAUAUCCUCAGAAUAUACAGGUUGCGAGCCAGUUGUUGACUCUUCAAGGCGCUGUGGCGCACACUGAUAUGCCGUUUGAUAGCGGGCCUACACGAUUACUUCCAUUCAGCCAGCAGUUCGAACCCGGAUUUCUAGCGUACCGACUUCCCGAAUUUCAGGCAUACUUUCUUAGUCAAUGGGUGACUGUAUCGUUGAAUAGAGGCGACGGGGUAUUCUUCAACCCUGCACUUUUCCAUGCAGCAGGUGAGAACAAGACAACAGAUAUCAACCGUACUGCCAAUCUUCUGCAAAUAAGCAGUGCAUUUGGUAAACCAAUGGAAUCUAUAAAUACAAUCCCGAUUGUUGCACGUUGUUGGGAUCUGUUAGCUGCUAAAUAUAAGGACGAUGGAGGGUUGAGCCUGUCAUUGACAUAUCUUAUCCAAACCAUCGCAGACGGGUAUCCCUUCCCUACAGACUUAGAUCACCGGCCCCCUGCGCCCAGUGGCAUGGCGCCAGAGAGCGAGCAAGAAAUCAUAAUUCGGGGUCUUAAAGACCAUUGGACCCGCGACCAGGUUGUUUCGGAACUUCAAACGAUGAAGGCAGGCUGGGAGUAUCCACCGCUUACUGGGUAAACAUGCUAAAAAAUGUCGAGGUUGUUAUUUAAAUGCCGAGUCCGAACGUAAAAUUAUUCAAAAUGGGAACUAUAUGUCUA